Triticum turgidum subsp. durum (durum wheat) is the source of this 507-nucleotide messenger RNA. Lineage: Eukaryota; Viridiplantae; Streptophyta; Magnoliopsida; Poales; Poaceae. The record is from the annotation of a GenBank genome assembly.
AUGACUAUGAGAGGUAUUCCCAUUUGCAAAUCUCUGCCUUCACGUAUGGCCUCAUGCGAGGUCCGGCCGCCAACGGCGCGAUGUGAAAUGCGGGUGUUGGAGGUGCAGGUGGAGGGGUGGAGCGACGACGACGACGACCAGAGGAAGAGCCGGCCUUGUGGUCGUUCCUGCCCUUGCAGCCGGAGAUCCAGUGUGGCCGGCGGCGAGGUGGAGCUAGGGUUUGGAGAAACCAAGCGUGUCGGUAUUCAAGGAGGCAUGUGUUGCCGGGAGUGGGGAAGUGGAAGUGUGUACCCCCACCGGUCCAUGGCUUUCGCAUUAAAAAGGACGGCGACCACUCGGCCGGGGUGGCUGACAAGCGGGGCCAACCGCGCGUGCAUCGUAAAAGUGGACGUUUUGGAGAUUGCAGAAUCAGUUUCAACGAACAUAAACAACAGGGGCAUCCUGGGUAAAUCAGCUAGGAGCAGCCUAGAAAAAUGUGACAGUCUCACACUACAGCAGCAUGCCUAA